AUGAAUUUAGAAAACCAUUCUAAAAGAGAGCAACAAAGACCGAAAAGCGGAGAAGAGACCUUGGGGAAACAGCAUACCGGAUCAGUAGAAGUGAUCUCAAGGCAAUGGGUUACUCGAGCUACCUAUCUGAUUACAGCUGUCGGCCUGACCUGUUUGUUCAUGCAGUUUGGGAUUGUUCCAUAUUUGGCAACAAGCCUCGGUUUAGAUGCAGUUGAAUUUGGCUACUUGCAAACACUCUAUGGUGUUCUUCAGCUUCUGGGAGGUCCCAUUUUUGGGAGGUUCUCCGACCAGUAUGGAGCCAGGGCUGCACUGAUUUUGUCAUACGUGGCUUCAUCUUUGGUCUUCUUGCUUCUUUCUAUGUCCACCAAUGUGCUGCUGCUCAUUCUUUCCAGGAUUCCAUCCUUCUUCAUACAGGCACUACCAGGUGCUCAAAUGGUCAUAACAGAUUUGACGACUCCUGCUUUUGAACAUGCUGAUCCUUCAGGAAAGCUUGGACUAUGUUUUGGAAUAGGAAUAAUUCUUGGUUCUUCUCUGGGUGGUAGUCUAACCACACAUUUUGGAGUUUAUUUUCCUUGCUAUGUUGGACUGGCCGGGCAUCUUGCAUGCGUCCUGAUGGUCCUCCUCUUUAUUCCUGCCCAGACAAAAUCACAGCCCAAAGGAAAUGCUGCAGAACAAAGCACGCCCCAUUCCAGCGAUGUGUUUAGCCUCAAAGAAGUCCUAAGACUGUUGAAGCUUCCAGGAGUAAUGGAUGUUUUCUUAAUCAAGGUGCUUUCUGGUCUUCCGAUAGGUUUGUUCAUGAUCAUGCUUUCCAUCAUAUCUAUUGAUUUCUUCAAGCUGGAAGCAGCACAGGCUGGAUACCUGAUGUCCUAUUUCGGAGUCCUUCAAAUGGUUUUUCAGGGUCUAGUAAUUGGGCAAUUAACUAGUCGUUGUACAGACCGGACUUUGCUUAUGCUGAGUGUCUCUGUCUUCAGCGGAGUGGGUCUUGCUAUGGCCCUGAUGACCAACGUGUUCCAGUACUGCAUCAUUGCAUUUCCCAUGGUUUUUGCAUUCUGUACUUUAGGCAUCAUUACUGACAUCCUUCUGACCAAAUCUGUCCCUCCUUCUGACACUG
Messenger RNA from Gekko japonicus, 1111 nucleotides. RefSeq names its product solute carrier family 22 member 18 (gene SLC67A1). NCBI's taxonomy places the organism in Eukaryota, Metazoa, Chordata, Lepidosauria, Squamata, Gekkonidae. Gene Ontology annotation, biological process: transmembrane transport. Gene Ontology annotation, molecular function: transmembrane transporter activity. The record is from RefSeq and is a predicted model, not a curated record.